GUAGUGGCCUGGCUCGGAACAGUCUCGCGGAGAGCGGAAUUCUUAUUCCGUUGUUAAACAAGCUGUCCUCAGGUGUGCGACCACGGUGUCCACGUUCACGUCCGAUGACUGCAUCGAAAUUAGCUGCGAUGCAACGAGAAUCCUCUCCACAAUUCAGACCUUGGGGUAGGCCUUGCGGAGCUGCUGGAGAGACCACUACAACAAACGGAGUAGAUGCCAGCACAAGACCGAGCGCUCGAGCUGAAGAUGUUCUUGAUCUUGAGCAAGUCUUUCCACAAAAAAUGCAGGUUCGUCCUGCGGCAAACAUGCGAAC
Amoebophrya sp. A25 is the source of this 313-nucleotide messenger RNA. The record is from the annotation of a GenBank genome assembly. NCBI's taxonomy places the organism in Eukaryota, Dinophyceae, Syndiniales, Amoebophryaceae.